UUGUUAAACAUAACCUUUUUAACAAGUGUUGUGAGCGCGGAAAUGUGGUCCUGCGUUUUUCACUAAUAAGUUUUUUUCAACUUUGAAAUUCUUACGUUCAUUGAAAUCUGAACCAUCACUACACCUUGUACAAUAAUUUGUACGUGUUUGUUUCUUGUUUAAGCAUACAACGGGUUGUUGGUUUUCGCGUUUGAUUUAUUUCACAUUUUGUCACACCGGGGCCAUUCAUAGCUUUGUUCAUUUUACGGUAGCAUGUUGUUGCUUACAACUAUGUCAUUGUAUCUUUCGUUGAUAGUUGUCACAUUGAUAAUCAUACCACGUCUCAUUAAUUUUUGUGAAACAAAACUUAAUAAUUUAUUAUAUUUCAUCAAGUUUUUUUGUAGAAUUACCAUGACUAUCCCAUUUGCAGACGAGACAUCUGAAUCCAGCGAAUGUGGGGUUUCGCGGGAUAAUGAAAAACAUCAUUACGAAUUAUCCUGCUCACCGGAAAGCGAUCUACAACUAAUCUUACAUAAUUUACUUAAUAUAGAUCUUAACACUUUAAUGCAUGAAUACGAAAAAUGCAAGAAAAGUUUAUUGGUUUGGUAUACAUUGGCAUUGUUCAUUAAACUUUUUGUAAAAUGCAUUUUUAACGCUUUAAUUAAUGAUACAAUGAUUCGAAAAUGUGGUCAUACGGUAAAAGUUAAAGUAAAAUGGAAAAGAACUCUUCUGACGAAUGAACAAUUAUAUUUAGGACCAAAACGGUGGCUUGGAAAUAUUAUUAGACUAAUUCGAAAUGUACCACAGACUAUAAUUCAAACUUUCCCAUUCUUGCCACAAGAUUUUCGCAUAUUCUUAAAAGAUGAGAAGUCACAGAGUAUGCAAUUCGAAGGUUCACGAUUCUCAACAUUUGCUACAUUUCCUUAUAUACCGGGAGUAUAUGCAACUAGGUUAGCGGAGGCUGGAUUCUUUUAUUCCGGGUAUGAUGAUGAAGUUGUUUGCUACAGCUGCGGCGUAACGCAUAAAAACUGGAAACGUUACGAUUUACCAUUAGAGAUCCACAAACAAAUAUCUCCAAAUUGCUACUUUUUAUUGGAAAUAAAACCACAACGUGAGGAAAGUUCUCAGACUGCAGGUGCUUGUGGCCGUGAUGAAAUUGAACCAGAUACCAGGACAUUUAUCUCAGAUGAUAAAAGUUUUAAUACAUCUUCUAAAUCGAAGGAUGAAAAACGCGAGAGCAGAGAGUAUAAUGCCUCGUGUUCAAAUCAAACAAGUUCUUGCAACGUAAACACUACGAGAACGGAAAGUAAUUCUUUCGCCACAAGUUAUUCAACAAAUGACACACAAAGUUUAAUCAGAAUUCCCCAAUUCAAUGCGCACACACAACAUGCAAUACUAAAUUCUACAGGAAGCAUUAUACACGGUGUAUAUGCAAGAUCUACGUUGCAAAACAAUCAAAGAGAACCAACAGCGUUAAGAAUAUGUCUUGAUAAACCGAAGUAUCCAAAAUACACAAUCAGAUCUGUAAGACUUGAUUCAUUUAGUCAUUGGCCGCAACAUUUGACACAGUCUCCAGAAGAAAUGGCUACAGCAGGAUUAUUUUUCACAGGAACAGACGACCAUUGCCGAUGCUUUUUUUGUGGGGGUGGUUUAAGAAGCUGGGAACCAGGUGACCAACCAUGGAUAGAACAUGCCCGCUGGUACCAGAACUGUACUUUUUUACGGCAGUGUAAAGGAGAUAAAUUUAUAGAAGAUGUUCAAAUGAAUAGAAUUUUACCACAUAAGAAUGAAAAUAAAUGGCAUCCGAAUUCGGUAGGAGAAACAAGAAAAUCGGUUACGAAGAAUGCUGAAUACAGUAAUCAUCCAGCUGUUACGGCGGUUGCAGAUUUAGGAUAUGAUGAACGCAUAGUAAAGAUAGCUUAUGAUUCGCUACAUAAUGCAGGAUCGACAGAGAUCACUGGAACAGUUCUUCUUGAAGCCAUAUUCCAAAUUGAAGAAAAUAGCAGAAUAAACGAGUUAUUAAAUUCAAUAGAAACUGGAAAACUAUCUGGCAAUGAUACACAACAGACAAAAGAAGACAACCCAAUAGAGGCCAAUGAAAAUAAAUCUACUGAAGAGACGACAAGUACUCCUGAUCUUGAACUGUCGGUAAGAAGCUUAGAAGAAGAAAAUCAAAACCUUAAAGAUCAGCAGACAUGUAAAAUAUGUCUAGAUGAACCAAUAGCUAUAGUUUUUCUUCCGUGUGGGCAUUUAGCUGCCUGUACAAACUGUGCGCCUGCUCUAAGAAGAUGCCCAAUUUGUAGAGCAUUCAUAAAAGGAACUGUCAAGGCUAUUAUGUGUUAACAAA
Mytilus californianus (California mussel) is the source of this 2326-nucleotide messenger RNA. Its product is annotated as baculoviral IAP repeat-containing protein 7-A-like. Gene Ontology annotation, biological process: negative regulation of apoptotic process; regulation of cell cycle; positive regulation of protein ubiquitination. The transcript is spliced from 5 exons. Bases 253 to 2322 code for a protein of 689 amino acids. Lineage: Eukaryota; Metazoa; Mollusca; Bivalvia; Mytilida; Mytilidae. Gene Ontology annotation, molecular function: ubiquitin protein ligase activity; cysteine-type endopeptidase inhibitor activity involved in apoptotic process. The record is from RefSeq and is a predicted model, not a curated record. Gene Ontology annotation, cellular component: cytoplasm; nucleus; spindle microtubule.